Messenger RNA from Neltuma alba, 375 nucleotides. RefSeq lists its product as uncharacterized. The coding region runs from base 1 to 375 and encodes 124 amino acids. Lineage: Eukaryota; Viridiplantae; Streptophyta; Magnoliopsida; Fabales; Fabaceae. The transcript has a single exon. The record is from RefSeq and is a predicted model, not a curated record. Gene Ontology annotation, molecular function: RNA-DNA hybrid ribonuclease activity; nucleic acid binding.
AUGCCGACGGGGGAUGCUCUUACGGCAGAGUUAUGGGGCUGCCUCUUAGGCCUCAAAAGAGCAUGGGAAUGUGGUUUCCGAAGUAUCGUGCUUAAAAGUGACUCUCAAGAAGCCCUUAGCUUGGUGCAGAUGGAGAACACUGACUUGCAUGAGGAAUUCGCACUGAUUUCUGAGAUCAAGAACAUGAUGCAACAGAACUGGAAGGUAACGCUCCAGUACAUCGAGAGAGAUAUGAAUAGAAGAGCCGAUCUACUAGCUAAACACGGCCUAGCCGCUGGCAAAGGCCUGCAGCUGUUUGGACCCGAUGCCAUGGAUUCUCCUGCUGUUGGACACGGAGGAUUAGUGUUUUACGCUGUGCUCUACUGUUUUGUUUAG